Molecule: messenger RNA, 2670 nt
Organism: Westerdykella ornata
Lineage: Eukaryota; Fungi; Ascomycota; Dothideomycetes; Pleosporales; Sporormiaceae
Exons: 5
Coding region: 1-2670 (889 amino acids)
Source: RefSeq, a predicted model, not a curated record
AUGGCGGUCCCACCAGGCCAAAAGAUCUACACCUUCCUAGUGACCGUCAUACCAGACGCCUUCCCUCAUCUAUUACUGCAAGUUGAUUGUCAUAGGCUUUCAGACGGGAGAAACCGCUCUUCUCCUCUCGCUGUUUCAGUGGCGAUACCUGGACGCCAGCUACCAGUCACCACUACUAACAAAUGCCCCCAUCAGCUUUCCACCAAAGAAAAAUCAUGGGCUCUUUGCAGCACCGUGGCGCAGGGUUCCUGCCGUGGCACGUUUCUCAACACUUUUAUCCGCUCAUUUGCACUUCGACUAUAUCAUCCCUUUAUACCCGCUUCCUGUUCUACCAGACCCUCUCACGAGCUCAAUACCCGUUCCUCAGAUCGAACUCAACAAUGUCGAAUCUGCGACCACUUUCCUGUUCGACGGUGUGGUGUGAGGCUGCUCCUCAUCAGUGGAGCAACUUUGCACGGGAGCUCCCGCAACCUCAUCAAGACAUUUUCCUUAUGCAGUAGGAGAUAUGUCACGAGUUGUAACAGACAGGUGGGGACAAUGGAAACAUGCUGCGAAGGGCCGUUUACCCAUCCGGAGCAGCUAUUUGGAUUCAUUGACGCGCGUACAGAUCACAUACCGAAGGACAUACAGAAAAGAUCCACCUACAAUCCCCCAUUCUCUGACCAUCUAACCAGCGCUACGGAUACGGAACUCGAAUUUUCUACCAGCAAAGCUGCAUCGUUGGCAUUCGUUCCCGGCACAAGCGUCUCUCUUUCGACUUCAGCACCUUGCUCGACGGGCCCGCUCUCAUCGCGUCUACCGCUUUCGACAGGCCCGUCUAGUUUCAGUCCCUCUUCCACGGCUCGCGUAGACUCCACGUCGUCAAAAAGCGGCAGUGUCAUUUUCCACACGACUUUCACGUGGAGCUUCACGACGGUAACGGGCGGAACAGGAACAGGUAGCUCGUCUAGCUUAUAUUACAACACCUCAUCUACCUAUUACAGGAACACGUCCACCCUUACCACCUGUACUAGCGCCGGCAGCUCCUAUGUCCUGCCUACCAAUCCAACCGCUCCCAUUCUCUCUACCGGUCCGCCGUCGGAAUAUAGUACCGGUUAUGGCUCGUCCGCAACUCCGCCUUACGCAAACAGUACCAGCACUUCCGCUUCAUCCACAAUCUUGGUGACCGGUACUGGUACUGGUACUGGAACAGCGCCAACCUACUUGAGCUCUGUUGCGCCUCCAUAUACAAACAGCACAGGUCCAUGCAGCACGAGUACACCCUUUGGCAGUACCGGACUACCUCCAAUCCCCACGCUCACUCCAAUCAGCUCGCUUUACACGAACAGCACAUCGAGCUCCAGCACAAGCUGUGCAAAUGGCACUUUGAGCAUCAUCGAGCCUACACCGACUAGCGAUUCCAGCUCGUCUCUGCCUUUGUCUACGGGAGCGACGUCACCUUAUGCGUCUGGUACGGGCGCGCUGUCCGGUCUCAGCACAACGGGCAUUUGGACCAAUUGCACUUUCGACCUGCCAUCGUCGACAACCACCGACUAUGAGUCUUCUCCUACCACCGAUAUCGGGGACCCUUCAACAACGACUCCAGGACUCCCUUCAGAUUCCACCUCCUCGACUUCGGAUACCAUCUCCUCCUACACCAGCCCUGAUGCCGCAACCACAACCAUCAUUAUCACAGUCACGGUUCGCCCGCCAGAAGAAUCCUCGACGACGAGCUCAGAAACGGAGGUACCCAUCACGUCCCCUGAAGAGUCCAGCACCGUAACAGAUGCGACAUCAGCCUGGUCUUCUUCCCCGACCACGACGAACGGGUACGCAACGUACAUCACGCUUACCCCCAUUGAGAGCUCUACGUCGGGUUUGGACGGACCGUCCAGCUCGUUUGGAUAUAGUAUCUCGACGUCAACGUAUCUGCCGAGUUCCACAGACGAUGUCGUUGAACCGUCAUCGUCGCCGUCCUCGUCGGACUCUAGCACCUCGCCACUUUCUACGACGAAUACAGAUGCUACGGCUACUUCAUCAGCGUACAAUUCUCCCACGGAUACUUUCGUCCUGAGUCCCUCGCCCUCGACGCAGAUAAGCACAAAUACAGACGCCACGGCUACCUCAUCAGCGUACAAUUCUCCCAGUGAUACUUUCGUCCUGAGUCCCUCGCCUUCUACGCAGAUAAGCACGAAUACCGACGCCACGGCUACUUCCUCUCCUUCUUCCUCUCCCUUUCCCUCUACCUACUCCACCCCACCCACGGACACGAGCACCUACUCCGUACCCUCCCCCUCGUCGAGCAGUCUCGCUUCCAGCGUCUCGCCAUCUACAUUCCUCACGAGCGUGAGUUCGACUUCCGACUCUAGUAGUUCGGGGUACAGCGCUCCUACGUUGGAGGCGGGGCGGGAUAUGGGCGUUAGUGGGAUGAGCCAGAGGAGAUGGUGGGGAUGGGGAGGGGAGCGUGAUAGGGAGGAUAGGGAGGAUGAGAGGGUGAACGUCGUGAGUUUGAGAGAGGGAGAGGGAGAGGAGGGAAACAUGGAGACCGGAGAACAGGGUGAGUCGUUGAAUAAGGCGCCGGAGGAUGGGGAGCGCGAUGUAGAGCACGGGGACAUGUUGGCAGAGGGGAGGAAAGAGUCUGGGAAGAAGUCCCGGCUCGGGCGACGCCUUGUGGGGAUGUACUUCCUCUAA